Molecule: messenger RNA, 752 nt
Organism: Cololabis saira (Pacific saury)
Lineage: Eukaryota; Metazoa; Chordata; Actinopteri; Beloniformes; Belonidae
Product: gamma-crystallin M2-like
Exons: 3
Coding region: 116-649 (177 amino acids)
Biological process (GO): visual perception; lens development in camera-type eye
Molecular function (GO): structural constituent of eye lens
Source: RefSeq, a predicted model, not a curated record
UGCACAAUAGAAACCCAAUGUACCUUUUUUGCAUCAGAGCGAGUAUAAAAGUUACGCGUCCCGCUGACAGUAUUACACAGCAGCCACAGCUAAGUGCUGAACAGCAACCAGAACCAUGAUGGGCAAGAUCAUCUUCUACGAGGACAGGAACUUCCAGGGUCGCCACUAUGAGACCAGCAGCGACUGCGCUGAGCUCACCUCCCACCUGAGCAGGUGUCACUCCUGCAGGGUGGAGAGCGGCUGCGUCAUGGUCUACGACCGUCCCAACUACAUGGGAAACCAGUUCUUCAUGAGGAAGGGCGAGUACUCCGACUACAUGAGCAUGAUGGGAAUGUCCGAUUGUAUCAGGUCCUGCCGCAUGAUCCCCAUGCACAGAGGCCAGUUCAGGAUGAAGAUCUUCGAGAGGGAGAACUUCCAGGGACAGAGUCAUGAGCUGAUGGACGACUGCGACAACAUCAUGGACCGUUACCGCAUGAACGACUGCAUGUCCUCCCAAGUGAUGGACGGCCACUGGCUGAUGUACGAGCAGCCCCACUUCAGAGGCAAGAUGAUGUACCUGAGGCCCGGAGAGUACAGGAGCUUCAGGGACAUGGGAAUGAGCGGCACAAGGUUCAUGAGCAUGAAGCGCAUCAUGGAUUCCUACCAUUAGAAUCCCGAUGUAAAAAAGAAUAAAAACACAAACGGGAACGGGAGAUGACAUGGACACUAGAACAUCAUAAUUCCAAAUAAAGAUUAUAAUGUUUACAACGUGA